This is a messenger RNA of Macadamia integrifolia, 1472 nucleotides long. RefSeq names its product protein CMSS1. The coding region runs from base 161 to 1015 and encodes 284 amino acids. Gene Ontology annotation, cellular component: 90S preribosome; nucleus. The record is from RefSeq and is a predicted model, not a curated record. The transcript has 7 exons. NCBI's taxonomy places the organism in Eukaryota, Viridiplantae, Streptophyta, Magnoliopsida, Proteales, Proteaceae.
CCGCGCCCCCCCACCCAAAAGGAAAAAAAAAAAGCCCUGUACUCAAAUUGCCAAUUCAGCUGCUACUUAGGUGCGAAAGUCCAAACCCUGUAUUCUGUAACAUGUUCGGUCAUAAUAAACUGAAGUAAAGAGGGAACGUAGAGGAGCAACGACUAGAAACAUGGGGAGCGGCGAACCUAGUGAAGGCAAGAAACAGAAGCGGCCAAAGGACAAGAACUGCGGAGCUAGAAAGACCACCUCCUUCAAAAACCCUAAUCGAAUACCUCUUGGUCCUAACAGAGCCAAGUCGAAGAAGACGGAGGUGAAAACCGAUAAUGAGAAGAGCAACAAAAAACAAACUAAAGCUCAUCAACUUCUUUCAAACCACGCUACUGCUUCUCAGCAGCUUAACUUCUUCCUGGAUCGUUUCCAAUCUUCCAAUGGCUUAAAGCUUUCUUCCCUCGAGCUAGAAGCAAUCAAAGAUACAUGCAUUCUGGAGCUAUCUCAGGGCCUGGAGCGAGAUGCUGAAACAUUGAGCAAGCAUGUGAAGGCUGCUUUUGGAGCAUCAUGGAAAGAAGUGCUCUGUGAAGGGAAGAUUUUAGAGGGCAGUGAUCCAGGAAGUCCAGCAGUUAUUGUUAUCAGCACAUCUGCUAUAAGAUCAUUGGAGCUUCUCAGGGGUUUAAGGCCGUUGACUAAAGAGUGCUGUGGUGCAAAGCUAUUCUCAAAGCAUAUGAAGGUGGAUGAUCAGGUUUCCUUGUUAAAGAGCCGUGUCAAUAUUGCUAGUGGUACACCAAGCAGGAUUAAGAAGUUGAUCGACAUGGAUGCAUUAGGGCUUUCACGUUUGGCACUGAUUGUGCUUGACAUGCAAACAGAUGCCAAGGGAUAUUCCUUGUUUACUCUUCCACAAGUCAGUGCUGAGUUCUGGGACCUCUAUAAAAAUUUUCACCAGCAAGUGGUCCAGGGUGAUUUACGUAUCUCUCUCUAUGGCCCUAUACCAGUAGGCACCGAGGUGACAAAUGGAGUUCCUGAUGAAUGAGUCCCAGUUCACCAAGACUUCAAGAGACCUCCGUGGGCCACUCCCUUGUUGCUGUGUUAAAAGGUCAACUUUGCACUACCAGAAAAUUUUGCAAUGCGUUAGGAAGCUCUAGGAGCACAUAGGAAUUAGAAACCAGAGGAAUCAUCGAAGGAUUGUCUCACACAAGGUGAUUAGAGAUCAGAGUCAUCACCAAUUGGAUCAACUGCAAAGGAUUGGUGAAGAUGUUGCAGCAGGGAGAGGAUGAAUGGCCUUGGGAAAUGUUUCCUUUUUUUGAUGGAUGUUAGGGAUUUGUUAAAUUAGUUAGUUGUAGUAAGUUGGAAAAGAAAAACAGAAAUCUGGUUGAAGUAGCCAUCAGCUAGCCAAAAAUGCUAGGAAGAACAUUAUUUCAUGCUCUGUGUAUGAUACUUUACCUCUAUCUUUACUUUAAUGCAUUUAUUUUCAUUUUCUUACCAGAAAA